This is a messenger RNA of Hibiscus syriacus, 1254 nucleotides long. Its product is annotated as indole-3-acetate O-methyltransferase 1-like. Gene Ontology annotation, molecular function: S-adenosylmethionine-dependent methyltransferase activity. Bases 1 to 1254 code for a protein of 417 amino acids. NCBI's taxonomy places the organism in Eukaryota, Viridiplantae, Streptophyta, Magnoliopsida, Malvales, Malvaceae. Gene Ontology annotation, biological process: methylation. The transcript has 4 exons. The record is from RefSeq and is a predicted model, not a curated record.
AUGUCACCCAUGGGAGACAAUGUUGCUGUUUCUAACAUAAACCUCGAGAAGCUUCUCAGCAUGAAAGGUGGCAAAGGCGAAGGCAGCUAUGCCAAUAAUUCCCAAGCUCAGGCUUUACAUGCUCGUUCGAUGCUUCACCUUCUUGAAGAAGCCCUGGACGGUGUACGUAUAAGCUCCCCGGAGGCGCCUUUUGUGGUCGUCGACUUGGGGUGUUCCUGCGGCAGCAACACCAUCUACAUCGUCGAUGUGAUCAUCAAGCACAUGGUGAAGCGUUACGAGUCUUCGGGGUACGAGCCGCCGGAAUUCUCCGCGUUUUUCUCCGAUCUUCCUAGCAAUGAUUUCAACACCCUUUUCCAACUCCUACCCCCGUUGGAGAAUAACGGAGGUAGUAGCAUGGAAGAAUGCCUAGCAUCAAACGGACACCGAUCUUAUUUUGCUGCCGGUGUCCCUGGAUCGUUUUACCGACGCCUUUUUCCGGCUAGAUCCGUCGACUUCUUCCAUUCGGCGUUUUCGUUGCACUGGUUAUCACAGAUGCCUGAAGCUGUGCUGGACAGAAGAUCGGCGGCAUACAACAAAGGGAGGGUGUUCAUCCACGGCGCAAGCGAGAGCACAGCCGCCGCAUACAAGAGGCAGUUCCAAGCAGACCUGGCGGAGUUUCUCAGGGCAAGAUCCAUAGAGAUGAAGAAGGGUGGGUCCAUGUUCCUUGUCUGCUUGGGACGUACCCCGGUGGACCCCACCGACCAAGGUGGGGCCGGCCUCCUCUUUGGGACCCACUUUCAGGAUGCUUGGGAUGAUCUUGUCCAAGAGGGUCUUAUAAGUGCCGAAAAGCGUGACAAUUUCAACAUCCCGGUAUAUGCUCCAAGCCUACAGGACUUCAAGGAAGUGGUCGAGGCAGAUGGUUCAUUCACCAUAAACAAGCUUGAGGUAUUCAAAGGAGGCAGCCCUCUGGUCGUUAGCCGGCCCGAUGAUGCAUCGGAGGUAGGCCGAGCACUAGCCAACAGCUGCCGGAGCGUUUCCGGGGUACUCGUCGAUGCUCACAUCGGCGACAAUCUCAGUGAAGAGCUGUUUUUACGGGUUGCAAGCCGAGCCACAAGUCAUGCUAAAGACCUUCUAGAGCAGUUGCAGUUCUUUCACAUAGUGGCAUCACUUCUCUUGCUUAAAGCAAAAAGGUGGCUAAUGAAAACGAGGAGAAAAGAAUAUUUGAAAAGGCUUUUAUAUACAUAUAGAUAUAUAUUUUCCUCUUUUGUGUGUUAA